Molecule: messenger RNA, 1200 nt
Organism: Cryptococcus wingfieldii CBS 7118
Lineage: Eukaryota; Fungi; Basidiomycota; Tremellomycetes; Tremellales; Cryptococcaceae
Product: chaperone regulator
Exons: 5
Coding region: 1-1200 (399 amino acids)
Biological process (GO): response to heat; protein refolding
Cellular component (GO): cytoplasm
Molecular function (GO): ATP binding; Hsp70 protein binding
Source: RefSeq, a predicted model, not a curated record
AUGGUCGCAGACUCGGCAUACUACGACCUCCUGGGCGUCGGCGUGGAGGCGACGGAGGGCGAGAUAAAAAAGGCGUACAAGAAGAAGGCCAUGCAGCACCAUCCUAAUCCGGAUAACCCAGAAGCCCACGAGACCUUUCAAAAGAUCGGCCAGGCCUACGAAACGUUAUCGAACCCAAACGACCGCGCGACUUAUGAUCAAUAUGGGCCAGAUGGACCUCGUGGCGGAGGGGGAGGCGGUGAAUACGACAUGGACGACCUCUUCAAUGCCAUGUUUGGCGGCGGCGGCGGUUUCGAUGGGUAUGACGACUUUGGCGGUGGUUUCGGUGGCGGCUCCCAGUGGUCCUCUGGUGGCCCUCGACGCAAGCCUGCAAAAGGCAGAGAUACCACCGUGCCCUACGACAUGUCACUGGAGGAGGUGUUCAAGGGAAAGAAGGUGGUCAUGAACUUGGAGAGGGACCGGAUUUGUAAGGGGUGCACGGGAAGUGGAGCGAGGGCGGGUGUCAAGCCGAAGGAGUGUUCAAAGUGUGAAGGAAAGGGAGAAGUGUUUACCGACCGAAUGCUCGCCCCAGGUCUCGUCGGCAAGAUGAAGACGCCUUGUCCCGAUUGUCACGGCGCCGGCACAAAACUGCGCGACAAGGAGAAAUGCAAGAAAUGUAAAGGUUCCAGGGUACAGAAGGAGAAGAAGAGGGUAGAGUUUGAGAUCGAGGCCGGCGUGGAGGACGGAGAACGGAUAGCGCUCAGAGGCGAGGGCGAUGAAGAACCCGACGUACCAGCAGGCGAUGUCAUCUUCCUCAUCCACCACCUCCCCCACCCCUCCUUCCGACCCCAACCCCACUCCCCCGGCUCCCUCCAGAUCCUCCUCUCCAUCCGUCUCUCCGAAGCCCUCCUCGGCUUCUCCCGCGUCCUUUUUAUCCACCUCGACGGCUCCGGCGUGCACAUCACCUCCAAAAAGGGCGAACGCAUCAUCAAAUCGGGGUCGAUCUGGAAGAUUGAGGGAGAAGGUCUGCCGAUUAGGGGAAGUUGGGGGAAGAGGAGAGGGGAUGUGUAUGUUAGGUUUGAGAUUGAGUAUCCGGAUGAGGAAUGGGCGAGGAAGCAGGGAGAUGGGGAGUUGGUGGAGUUGCCGGGGAAAAAGCCGGAUUUGCCUAUCGACAAGGAGAAGGUGGUGUACAGGCAGCUUUCGGCAAAGCCUGUCAACUAG